UCACCCUUUCUUCCAACAUAUACAGCCAGCUCAGUACAGUGCCAUCUUUCGGUCUCUUUCCAACGCCUGGUGGAAUCAUUUUGCCGGUGCUCUCCUUCCGUAGCGACUGUCUCUCCCUCGCUGCCUUGCUUGUGCCUAUCGUUUGUGCUGGGCUCUAUCCUACUGGAUCCAAUCACUCUCUAUUCCCAUCUAGUCACAUAUCGCAACAGUCACGUCCUCAGUCAACAUGGCCUCUGCUGAGCACUGCCUAUACUGCUUCGAGACACUGGCUGCUCAUCUUGAGAAUCGCAAACCCAUGACCCUCGAUGAAAUCGAAGAAUCCUGGCAGGAAUACAAGGCUAGCGCUGGCGGCGGCGAUGGCUCACAGGCUGUAGCGGCCAAGACAACACCCGCCCUGCGCCGCGUGCUCGCAGAAUCCUCCCCCGGCGCAAGUGGUAGCCUUUCCUCGUCAGCCUCCUCGGCGUCGGCGUCUUCCAUGUCCCUCGGGCAGGCCGCCGACGAGAGCGACACGCCAGACACCUCCACCAGCUCUCUCUCCACCGGGGCCAACAAGGAUGACACCACUUCCCCGCUCAUUACAGAGUCGCCCUUGUUUGUCACGUGGAACACUGUCUCGCCACGGUCAGGCAACACCUCUCUGCGCGGCUGCAUUGGGACCUUUGAGGCUCAGGAGCUCGACGAGGGGCUUUCGUCGUACGCCCUCAUCUCGGCCGUGCAGGACACCAGGUUCGACCCUAUCACAAAGCGCGAGCUGCCAAACUUGGAAGUCUGUGUCACGCUGCUCACAGACUUUGAGGACUGUGACGACGCAAUGGACUGGGAGAUAGGCACGCACGGGCUACGCAUCAGCUUCACCGAGCGAGGGAGGCGGUACGGCUCGACGUAUCUGCCGGAUGUCGCCGCGGAACAAGGGUGGACCAAGGAGGAGACGCUCGUGAGUCUGAUGCGGAAGGCUGGGUGGGCGGGCCGCAAGGAUAGCUGGCGGGACGUCAAGCUCAAGGUGGUGCGGUACCAGGGCAAGAAGAAGGAGCUUAGAUAUCCCGAGUACAAAGGCUGGCGGGACUGGGUGCGGUCGCAGGAGAAGGAGGCGUGAGAUCCGACCGUGCAGGUGGCUUGCUCUCCGCGUGCUGGCAAAGUUCUGGUUCCAGCCAAUGGGGCCGGCGGCAAACGUGACAUCACACUAGAUAAAUGAUCCGAUGAUCUCCACGGCACCAUGGCCGUCCGGCUCGAGCCUGUGUGAUCACCCUGCGAGUCACUGCUGGAAGCACGAUGCGGGAUUCUACCUUAUGCCCAAAUGUUGCACAGAAGCAUAGAUAACCUUUGGUACGUUUUAGCAGAAUGUAGCGUUCGUGCCUAACGAUUAUGUCCCCUCCCUUGUUGGCCACGAAGUAUCUGUCAAGGGAUGUCCCCGCCGUCAAUCCCGGGGCAGAUGAAGGAGGGUG
This is a messenger RNA of Microdochium trichocladiopsis, 1442 nucleotides long. Its product is annotated as AMMECR1 domain-containing protein. The transcript has a single exon. The record is from RefSeq and is a predicted model, not a curated record. Bases 227 to 1093 code for a protein of 288 amino acids. Lineage: Eukaryota; Fungi; Ascomycota; Sordariomycetes; Xylariales; Microdochiaceae.